Molecule: messenger RNA, 2780 nt
Organism: Balaenoptera ricei (Rice's whale)
Lineage: Eukaryota; Metazoa; Chordata; Mammalia; Artiodactyla; Balaenopteridae
Gene: CSTF3
Product: cleavage stimulation factor subunit 3
Exons: 21
Coding region: 173-2326 (717 amino acids)
Biological process (GO): mRNA 3'-end processing
Cellular component (GO): nucleus
Molecular function (GO): mRNA binding; protein binding
Source: RefSeq, a predicted model, not a curated record
CCGGGCGCAGCCAUUUUAAUUCAUAUCGGAGUGGGCGGUGGCGGUUCUUGUUGGCGGUCUGGCUCCGCAGGGCAGGGGGCAAUUUUAGUUGUCUGGGGGUGGCUUUUAGUUUAAUUUUUCUUUUCUAGCUUGGCAUCGCGGGCCAGUUCGCACGUUCUAGUCGUCUGAGGCCAUGUCAGGAGACGGAGCCACGGAGCAGGCAGCUGAGUAUGUCCCAGAGAAAGUGAAGAAAGCCGAAAAGAAAUUAGAAGAGAAUCCCUAUGACCUUGACGCUUGGAGCAUUCUCAUUCGAGAGGCACAGAAUCAACCUAUAGACAAAGCACGGAAGACUUAUGAACGCCUUGUUGCCCAGUUCCCCAGUUCUGGCAGAUUCUGGAAACUGUACAUUGAAGCAGAGAUUAAAGCUAAAAAUUAUGACAAGGUCGAAAAGCUAUUUCAGAGAUGCCUUAUGAAGGUUUUGCACAUUGAUUUAUGGAAGUGUUAUCUUUCAUAUGUCCGAGAAACCAAGGGUAAACUACCAAGUUACAAAGAAAAAAUGGCUCAAGCAUAUGACUUUGCACUGGAUAAAAUUGGAAUGGAAAUUAUGUCUUAUCAGAUUUGGGUGGAUUACAUCAAUUUCUUAAAAGGCGUGGAAGCUGUUGGAUCUUAUGCAGAAAAUCAGAGAAUAACAGCUGUUCGAAGAGUUUAUCAACGAGGUUGUGUUAAUCCCAUGAUCAACAUUGAACAGCUAUGGAGAGACUAUAACAAGUAUGAAGAGGGUAUCAAUAUUCAUUUAGCUAAAAAAAUGAUUGAAGAUCGGAGUAGGGAUUACAUGAAUGCUAGGCGGGUAGCAAAGGAAUAUGAGACAGUAAUGAAAGGUUUGGACCGCAAUGCUCCCUCAGUGCCUCCUCAGAAUACUCCUCAAGAAGCUCAGCAGGUAGAUAUGUGGAAGAAGUACAUACAGUGGGAAAAGAGCAACCCUCUUCGUACAGAAGAUCAGACCCUUAUAACUAAAAGAGUUAUGUUUGCUUAUGAACAGUGCCUGCUUGUGCUGGGCCAUCACCCUGAUAUUUGGUAUGAAGCUGCCCAGUAUCUUGAGCAGUCAAGUAAACUGUUAGCAGAGAAGGGGGAUAUGAAUAAUGCCAAAUUAUUUAGUGAUGAAGCUGCUAAUAUAUAUGAAAGAGCAAUAAGCACUUUAUUAAAGAAGAAUAUGCUUCUUUAUUUUGCAUAUGCAGAUUAUGAAGAGAGUCGCAUGAAGUAUGAGAAAGUUCACAGUAUAUAUAACAGACUUCUGGCAAUUGAGGAUAUUGACCCCACCUUGGUAUAUAUCCAAUAUAUGAAAUUUGCAAGAAGAGCAGAAGGUAUUAAAUCUGGAAGAAUGAUAUUUAAAAAAGCAAGAGAAGAUACCAGAACCCGCCACCAUGUCUAUGUUACUGCAGCACUCAUGGAGUAUUACUGUAGUAAGGACAAAUCUGUUGCCUUUAAGAUUUUUGAGCUGGGGCUAAAGAAAUAUGGAGACAUUCCAGAAUACGUCCUGGCCUAUAUUGACUAUCUUUCUCACCUCAAUGAGGACAAUAAUACUCGAGUUUUGUUUGAACGAGUUUUAACAUCUGGAAGUCUUCCACCUGAGAAGUCUGGAGAAAUCUGGGCCCGAUUUUUAGCUUUUGAAAGUAAUAUUGGUGAUCUAGCUAGUAUACUCAAAGUGGAGAAAAGACGGUUUACAGCAUUCAAAGAAGAGUAUGAAGGCAAAGAAACAGCUUUACUGGUAGAUAGAUACAAGUUCAUGGAUUUAUAUCCCUGCUCUGCAAGUGAACUAAAAGCGCUUGGGUAUAAGGAUGUCUCCCGUGCUAAGCUAGCAGCUAUAAUUCCAGACCCAGUUGUAGCUCCUUCUAUAGUGCCUGUUCUGAAAGAUGAAGUGGAUAGAAAACCAGAAUACCCUAAACCAGACACUCAGCAGAUGAUUCCAUUUCAGCCACGACAUUUAGCACCUCCGGGCUUACACCCUGUCCCGGGUGGAGUGUUCCCAGUACCACCUGCAGCAGUUGUUUUAAUGAAACUUCUCCCUCCUCCUAUUUGUUUCCAGGGUCCUUUUGUACAAGUGGAUGAACUGAUGGAAAUUUUCCGAAGAUGCAAGAUACCAAAUACAGUUGAAGAAGCUGUGAGGAUCAUUACUGGAGGAGCCCCAGAGCUAGCUGUAGAAGGCAAUGGCCCGGUGGAAAGUAAUGCAGUACUCACCAAGGCUGUCAAAAGGCCCAACGAAGAUUCAGAUGAAGAUGAGGAAAAGGGAGCUGUCGUUCCCCCUGUUCAUGACAUUUACAGAGCAAGGCAGCAGAAGCGAAUUCGGUGAAGCAGGCACAGAACCUGCCUCUGAAAGAAAACUCCUAUCCAGGAUUCCUUUUGCCUCUUAAGUCAUAUGUUUAAAAGAGACAAUGCUUUGUUACAAAGUUCUUGGAAACAAAGUUGUAUUGUCAUUGGUGCCUCUAUUCAUAUGCUUCUUGAGAAAAACCAACCAACCUAUGUGAAUUUUAGGAUUUGGAACAGACCUAUGCUCUAAGCAAAAUUAGGUUUUCAAAAAUGUGAGAACAGUACAAAGUGGCAGAACCACAUUUUGUUCCCGCUUCAAGGGUGUCUUGUAUGUACCACUUGAAGACUUGUGGGUUUUCAACAGUUUUAUUUUAAAAACUGGAUGGCUUAUGAUUGUAAAGCAUUUUAUCACAUUUUCUGAAAACAACAGCUGUUCUUGGUUUGCUUAUGUAGAGUCCUGCCUUAUUGUUUGUUUUAUUUAUGGCAGAAUGUACGGA